UAUCGAUCUCUCAUAGAUUCUAAUUUCUGCUGGAUGCAGCCACUUUUCAAUUUCAUCUACCAGUCUACCUUCACACAUAAGAAUUUUCUUCAAUCCAUGGUAUCUUCCGAUAAAUAUUUUCCAUAGGCGACAUGGAGAUUGGCGGACCUUACUUCUCACAGGCACUAAUAAAUGCUGUGCUCUCACAUUCAGUCCGAUGGUGUCGUGACGAGCUGGGCAUGGAGCAAUUACUCGGCCCUUUCGACGGUGGAGUAACUUUCUCCAAAUGGGCAGUUGAAGACCUUUUCAAUGAUAUCGAACAUGGAAAUAGCAAAAUCCCUACCGUUCAGGCUCUUCUAUCACUUAGCGCUCAACAAUGCGGUUGUGGCAACCACACUCAAGCUUGGCUAUACAGUAGCAUGGUAUUCCGACUAAUCGAUGAUAUAGGCAUCUGCAUCGACAGCAAGCGAUACGCGGAUGUUGGACAUUUUUCCACUGAGGAUGUUGAAGUGCGCAAUCGCUUGUUCUGGAGCUGUUACUUCUGGGACAAGCUCAUAUCCCUGUACUUUGGCCGAGCUCCCAUGGUUCAAAACUCCGAGAUCAGUCCACCACGAGUGCUAAGUAAGACACAGCCUCUGCUCACACGGUUUUUGUCCUGACC
Molecule: messenger RNA, 640 nt
Organism: Bipolaris sorokiniana ND90Pr
Lineage: Eukaryota; Fungi; Ascomycota; Dothideomycetes; Pleosporales; Pleosporaceae
Exons: 1
Coding region: 132-638 (168 amino acids)
Biological process (GO): DNA-templated transcription
Molecular function (GO): DNA binding; zinc ion binding
Source: RefSeq, a predicted model, not a curated record